This is a messenger RNA of Nilaparvata lugens (brown planthopper), 2472 nucleotides long. RefSeq names its product cell wall protein RBR3-like. The record is from RefSeq and is a predicted model, not a curated record. The transcript has 11 exons. NCBI's taxonomy places the organism in Eukaryota, Metazoa, Arthropoda, Insecta, Hemiptera, Delphacidae. Bases 796 to 2472 code for a protein of 558 amino acids.
AACAAUAAUUCUAUUUUGUGUUUUUAUUGCAGGUCAAUCCUACUCCCCCCGCCACAUCAUCAUGGACCCCAGAGCCGUCACGUGAGCCAAAUACGCCCGAAAAACCCUGGAAACGUAAGGCCGCUAUGGGUGAUGAAUCACCGUCCAGUCGCCCAAACUCCCCCAUUUCUCCGGAACCGCAGAAGAAGAAACGUAGAAUGCUGAUUACCGUAACAGAUAGUUACAGAGAAAUUCGUGAGGUAUAUUAUGUUGUUACUUAUUUGUCCACAUAUAAAUGUAACAUCAAUGUAAUACACUGUCCUAUUAAACUAUUACUAAGCAAAUUUUAACCUCUACUUCACCACUGGAUAAUCUACUGUUUCGUAUCACAUCACCAACACAUUAAUGAUGCGAGGUAUGGCUAUUCAAUAAUAUCCAAUUAAAUACACAAAUUUCAACAUGCGAAUUUUGUGCGAAAUACUAGCAUUUUUGAGAUAUCGCUCAUAAGAAUGAAACCCGUAAUAAUCACAGUGAAAUUGCAAAAAUUUUCAUUAUAAUGUGUCAGUAACAAUAAUUCUAUUUUGUGUUUUAUUGCAGGUCAACCCUACUCCCCCCGACACAUCAUCAUGGACUUCCACCCCAGGGCCGUCACGUGAGCCAAACACUCAAACAUUUUCUAGACCAAAUCAGGGUUUAAGCAUACGAGAAGGAGGCGGAGAGAGCUUACGAAGAGAAACAAUUCAUUUUGCCAACAUUGAUAAAUUGAGAAAAACUGAUGAUCCGACCAAAAUAAAGGGCUGGAAACGUAAGGCCGCUAUGGGUGACUUCUCACUGUCCAAACGCCCAAAAUCCGCCAAACCUUCCUUUACUUCGGUCCCCAAAACUUGGGCCAACACUCCUGCUCUUUCGUGGGCUUGCCCCAUACAGGCAACUACUUCAUGGCCUCCCCCAACAACGACCUCCGUUCCAACGGCUGUGAUGCCCCUUCCAUCUUCCACGAUCACAUCAGGGGCUUUGAUGUCUGCUUCAUCUUCCACGAUCACAUCAGGGGCUUUGAUGUCCGCUCCAUCUUCCACGAUCACAUCAGGGGCUUUGAUGUCCGCUCCAUCUUCCACGAUCACAUCAGGGGCUUUGAUGUCCGCUCCAUCCUCCACGAUCACAUCAGGGGCUUUCAUGGAACCCCCAACAUGGACCACAACUACUGAGCCUUCAAGCAGCUCUCCGACAAAGGCAGUAACUUCAGGAUUCUCCACCAUCGAAUUAGGAUCACCGCAGAAGACGAAUCCCAUAAUGCAGGUCAACCCUACUACCCCCGCCACAUCAUCAUGGACCCCCACCCCAGGGCCGUCACGUGAGCCAAACACUCAUGAAAAACCCUACAUCAGUAAACCCACGUCCUGGCACUUUCGGCCCGUGGACGAAACAAGAGCUCGCGAACAUGACAAAAUCUUCCAAGAGGAAGAGAUGAAUCAAGCAUUUUCUAGAUCAAAUCAGGGUUUAAGCAUACGAGAAGGUGGCGGGCAGAGCAUACGAGAAAGAGGCCGGCAGAGCAUACGAAGAGAAAUAAUUGAUGUUUCCAAAAUUGGUCAUUUGAGAAAAACUAAUGAUCCAACCAAAAUAAAGGGCUGGAGACGUAAGUUCGGUACGGGUAUUACAUUCUCACCGUCCAAUCGCACAAACACACCCAACCCUUCAGAACCACAGAAGAAGAUAACUGAGUCACCUGAGUCACCGCAGAAGAAAACGCCCAUAAUGCAGUUGGAGGAGCCUGCCGAAGACUCAAGGAGGGAGAGCAACCUUAGCGAGUUGGAAGAGGACCUACCAUUAGAUGAGUCGGUUGAUUUCAUGUUAGACGAGGAGGAUGUCGAGACACCUGUAGAAUGGACUCUACCUCCACCGGAGGAGAGGGAGCUAGAGGUACCGGAAGCAGGCACGAGUCGCCAACAACAUAUUGAACUGCGCCGGAAUGAAGAAAUGUUCGAGCGCAUCCUUAUGAAUGCCUUAAAUAAUCUACAGUUUGAUUCGAUGACCAUUCAUGGAGAUAUGCUCGAAAUAAGAUCCAGCAAUGAAUUAGCAACAGUAGAUCCGGCAAGUGACAAUAAUUGGAAAUAUACAGAUAAAGUGCUGGUUGAAGCUUCACCCAAUGCUGUAAGGAUCAAUGUGGCCGCAGAUGACGUACGGGAAAAUGUUAUAAUAAUUGGCGAAGAUUUCAUGACACAACCCUGGUGUGGAAUAACCUUAAACCUGUGUGACCCUAUUGAGUCUGGUGGGCCCAAGGAGAGAAGUAGAAGGGCAGCCUCAGGCACCGCCUGUUCAGAUCAAAUGCAGCUCAAGAUGAGGUCAAUCCUACUCCCCCCGCCACAUCAUCAUGGACCCCCACCCAGAGCCGUCACGUCAACCCUACUCCCCCCACCACAUCAUCAUGGACUUCCACCCCAGGGCCGUCACGUGAGCCAAACACUCAAACAUUUUCUAGACCAAAUCAGGGUUUAA